Rhinolophus ferrumequinum (greater horseshoe bat) is the source of this 447-nucleotide messenger RNA. RefSeq names its product pancreatic progenitor cell differentiation and proliferation factor-like. Lineage: Eukaryota; Metazoa; Chordata; Mammalia; Chiroptera; Rhinolophidae. Gene Ontology annotation, biological process: cell differentiation; multicellular organism development. The record is from RefSeq and is a predicted model, not a curated record.
AUGCCAGCCUCAAAGAAAAACACCGGCCUCUUCGUGACUCAGCCCACGAACAAGAGCACGGCAGCCAUCCCCUCCAGCGGCACGCUCCUGGCUACCCACGACUACUACCGGCGCCACCUAGGUUCCACUUCCACUAACAGCUCUUGUGGAAGUGCCGAGUACACUGGAGAAGCCAUCACCCACCACCCCAGUCUCCCCAAGGCUGAUCCAGGUCACUGGUAGACGAUGCUUUUCAGCAAGUCCACUCUGCCAUUCAUAGCCACAGUGUUGGAGUCCCCAGAGCGCUCGCCCUCACCCCAGGCCUCCAGCAGCAUGAGCACCUGUGACCAAGCUCAGGAAGCUACAAGGAAGCAGCCUGGUGGCCAGCCUAGCAAGGCCAAUGCCAUGCCCUCAUCCUGCGUGGCCACCACCAGCCACCGGACUUCCAGAGGCUCUAGGCUCUUUUGA